Nerophis ophidion (straightnose pipefish) is the source of this 856-nucleotide messenger RNA. RefSeq names its product histone H1-like. The coding region runs from base 68 to 682 and encodes 204 amino acids. NCBI's taxonomy places the organism in Eukaryota, Metazoa, Chordata, Actinopteri, Syngnathiformes, Syngnathidae. The record is from RefSeq and is a predicted model, not a curated record. The transcript has a single exon. Gene Ontology annotation, molecular function: DNA binding; structural constituent of chromatin. Gene Ontology annotation, biological process: nucleosome assembly. Gene Ontology annotation, cellular component: nucleosome.
GACGUACUGACCAGUUGAGUCUCACCUCAGUCCCUGUCAACAACCACCCGAGUCAAACCAAGCCAUCAUGGCAGAAGUAGCACCAGCCGCACCCGCUCCGUCCAAGGCGGUCAAGAAGAAGAAGACCACCAAGACCGCGAAGGGCGGACCCAGCGUGUCCCAGCUGAUCACCGAGGCUGUCGCCAAGUCCAAGGAGCGCAAAGGAGUCUCUCUAGCCUCCCUCAAGAACUCCCUAAGCGCCGCCGGUUACGAUGUGGAGAAGAACAAGGCUCGCAUCAAGAUUGCUGUCAGGAAACUUGUGGCCAAGGACGUCUUGGUGCAGACCAAGGGCACCGGCGCUUCCGGCUCCUUCAAGAUGAACAAGGCGUCCGAAGCCAAGCCCAAGAAAGCUCCCGCUAAGGCUCAGAGCGCCGCCAAGAAGCCCGCAGCCAAGAAAUCACCAGUGAAGAAAGUCGCAGCCAAGAAGUCUGUCAAGGCCACAACUAAGAAGCCUGCAAAGAAGGCGACAACCCCGAAGAAGAAGGCAAAGACGGCGGCUAAGAAGAGCACCAAAAGCCCCGCCAAAGCUGCCAAGCCGGCGGCGAGGAAAGCCCCAGCGGCAAGGAAGAGUCCUGCUGCCAAGAAGAGCCCCGCUAAGAAGGCGAGCAAGCCUAAAGCCAAGACUGCAGCCAAGAAGAAGUAAUUCCAUUUACUCAUCAAACAAAGGCUCUUUUAAGAGCCACCACUUUCUCUUUUAAGAGCAAAUUUUCCUCGAUGUUAAAUCAUUGUAUAAUAGCAUUAACAGAAUGUUCAUUCUGUAGUUUUUGUUCCUUGGCAACCACCUAAUUUAUCACAAACCAACACAGAAAAAAACAUU